AAAAACACUCAUAUAAUUGAAUUAACUCGAUAAUGCUAUCUAGAAAUAUCCGAUGCACAUGUGGUUGCCAAUCGUCUUUGUCUCUCCAAAAACGCAGAGUACCAACAAAGUCCACGUUCAUCCACUACAACCACCCACAUUCACACACACAAACAAACACACACGCACAACACAAUAAGAAAUGGGCAUAGUCGAAGAAGCUCACAACGUGAAGGUGUUGGGCUCCGGCAACCAGACGGUGAUUCUGGCCCAUGGGUUCGGCACCGACCAGUCGGUGUGGAAGCACCUCGUCCCCCACCUCGUCGACGACCACCGCGUCGUCGUCUUCGACAACAUGGGCGCCGGAACCACCAACCCCGAGUACUUCGACUUCGACCGCUACUCCUCCCUCCAAGGCUACGCCUAUGACAUUCUCGCCCUCCUCGAAGAGCUCCAGGUCGAUUCCUGCAUUUUCGUCGGCCACUCCGUCUCCGCCCUCAUUGGCGCCAUCGCCUCCAUCACCCGCCCCGAUCUCUUCACCAAGAUCAUCAUGCUCGGUGCUUCUCCCAGGUAUUUGAAUGACGUUGAUUACUACGGAGGAUUUGAGCAAGAAGAUCUGAACCAGCUCUUCGAAGCAAUGCGAUCGAAUUACAAGGCGUGGUGUUCGGGAUUCGCGCCGCUGGCGGUGGGCGGCGACAUGGACUCGGUGGCGGUGCAGGAGUUCAGCCGGACAUUGUUCAAUAUGAGACCGGACAUAGCCCUCAGCGUGGCCCAAACCAUCUUCCAGAGCGACCUGAGACACUUGCUGUGCCACGUGACAGUCCCGUGCCACAUCAUACAGAGCAUGAAGGACUUGGCCGUGCCGGUGGUGGUUUCCGAGUACCUCCACCAGAUGCUAGGCGGCGAGUCGGUGGUGGAGGUCAUGUCGACGGACGGUCACCUGCCGCAGUUGAGCUCGCCGGACGUGGUGGUUCCGGUGCUGUUGAAGCACAUCCGGUUUGAUAUUGAGGUUUGAUGAGAGAGAUUGUUUGGUUUGGGGAAUUAUUAAAUGUAAAUGUGAUUUGGGAAUUGUUAAUUAUAGAGUAUUACUCUAUGUAGUUUAGGAGUGUUUGGAAAAGUGGUUAAGUUAUGGAUCAAUAAGAAUAACGGAAAGGUGGUCUCAACUUUGUCUUGUGUGGAGUUUCGUGCGGCCUUUGCUUUGAUUGUGCUCUGCCCACCAUGGUAAAUGACAAAAGGAAUCAAUGCCAACUCGCUCUUUCUAUAGAGUCCAAGUUAAGUAUCAAUUUUUUUAUUUUUAUUUUCAUUUUUAACAAUAAACUUUUAUUUUUGACAAAAUCAGUCCAAUCAUUGAGGGGAAUAAGAUAAAAGGGAAAUUAUUGGGUA
Molecule: messenger RNA, 1362 nt
Organism: Cornus florida
Lineage: Eukaryota; Viridiplantae; Streptophyta; Magnoliopsida; Cornales; Cornaceae
Product: probable esterase KAI2
Exons: 2
Coding region: 182-994 (270 amino acids)
Biological process (GO): response to karrikin
Source: RefSeq, a predicted model, not a curated record